AGCAUCAAACUCUCCAGUUUACCUUGUCACUUCGACGUGCGAAGAGAGUACCUGCUUUUGUGAGCUAGAGACGUAUAAAAAAAACGUUUACAAGAAACGCUUUCUAACCCGAUUUUUCACAGCCUAAACGUGCAAGAAGGAUCGAUCAAAAAAGAUGGCAAACAUUCUCACAAGUACGCCACUACUCGACCAGAUCAAGAUGUUCGAAUAUCUGGGAACAUUACAGAUGAACCAGUUAAAUCCAGAGAUAAAUCAGUGGAAUCACCAGUACAGCUUGCUUCUCGCCAAUCAGCCAGGCGUGCCUCAAGCGACUCCCGCUCCUGGCUUCGAACACCGUCUCCUAAUGGCUGCGGCUCAGGGCCAAUUGCUCGAACAGCAAAUUUCCGCUUCGACCAUGUCAGGAAAUGGAUACGAAGAAGACGAACUUGAUAUUUUCAAUGGCGAACCAAAUGAAGCCUCGUUCAAUCUCGAAUUGGCUAAAGCCGCCCUGAGAGAUAUUGAUCCCAACCAAAUGCCAGACCUGUCAGUCUUUGAAGAAGAUUUUCAAGACGAAGGAUAUAACCCCUCCCUUGAAGAAACAUACCAGCCACCUUCACCUCCAGUGCUCUUUAAGAUGGAGGCAAAAUCUCCUAGUCCCUGUGGAUCAGAGAGCAGUUACCCAUCAGCCAGUCCACCCCACAGCCCUAGCAUCAGUGAAGCUAGUUAUAACACUUACAGCACGGAUGAGGGAUUUGGGUCUGACGACCUGAGCGACCUUGAUGAAAUUCUGGAUAGAAUGAGCUCUUCAGGUUCCCCUGCAUCAACACACAGUGAACCGGAGAAACUUCCACCCGUUGGAAUCAAAGAAGAAGUACCUGAGAAGAAAAAGAGAAGUAAGCGGGGACCCAAGCCACCAGUCAAAUAUCGAGGUGAUGGCCCAAUUCAGCUGUGGCAGUUUCUUCUGGAGCUUAUCAUUGCAACAGAAACCUCACACCUGGUGAAGUGGACCCAAGAAGAGGACUACGAAUUUAAGAUCCUACAGCCUGCCAUUGUGGCUAAGAUGUGGGGGAAGAAAAAGAACAAGCCAACCAUGAACUAUGAGAAGCUGAGCCGUGGUCUCCGCUACUACUAUGGCAAGAACAUUAUCGAGAAGGUCCAUGGCAAGCGAUAUGUCUACCAGUUCAUGUGUGACAUCCCCAAGAUCCUUGGCUAUGACCCAAUGGUGAACAAAUGUGAGGACUUUCCAGAAGAUUCUGUCUGUGGAGAACCUGUGAUGUCUCCUGAAGUUGAAGAUCUGCUUCUGACCACCUCAGUCGAGGAAGGAAAGAUUGCUGGAUCUCUCGACUUCAGCCUGCUCAUCCAAUAGUUUUCCCUUUGUUUUUGUUGAUAACCCCAACGUGUAUUACUCCGGUAAUGUUUUUAGUAGCUUGUAUCAAGCGCACAAAGUGGUAGUAUAAGCCUCUUUUUUAUGAAUCGUAUCGAUUCACCCCCCCAACUACAAUUUUAGUGGCAAGUUAUACAAUUUUCUAUGAAGGUUUUCCUAAGUGAGGUUGUCUUUGUAGAGUUGUUUAAUGAACUAAUUAAGAUUUCAACACUUAUGCAUACUGUGUAUGUGGAGAAGAAUCCCAGUAAAUACGACAAGCAAGUUAAUAGAGGUUUUUUCAAGUUUUUCCGUACUUUGUUGUUAGAAACAGUCAAAGACAAAAAUAGUAGGAUAUCAAAAAUUAAAAAGAGUUAAAAAGCAGAUUGCCAAGUAAGAAUGAAGCCAUAUGUGUGGCUUCUGUUUAUAGCAAACUUUGGUAAUUAAUUGAAUGUACAGAAAAAGUAAUAUGACGUUUCAUUUUAUCAAAAAUUACUUAAGUUUUACCUGGUACAAAUGAGCCAAUAUGGCAUAAGACUUUACCACAAUAAGAAGUAGUUAAUUUGUAGGAGUUAAAAAGUGACGUUCAGCUUUUCUCGGAUAGAAUAUAAGUGUGCGUAUAGUUGCAUUUUGGUUUCAGGUUAAUCAUAUUGAUUAACUCCCCAAUUGUAUAAUCAGUAUCCCCUCAGCUACUGAGUAGCUUUCAUUUGUCUGUAAACCAAAUACAGUUGUAAGCAUUAAAGCUAAUACAAGGCCCAAAUAAAGUAAUAAGUUAAUGCAAAA
This is a messenger RNA of Stylophora pistillata, 2122 nucleotides long. RefSeq lists its product as uncharacterized. NCBI's taxonomy places the organism in Eukaryota, Metazoa, Cnidaria, Anthozoa, Scleractinia, Pocilloporidae. The record is from RefSeq and is a predicted model, not a curated record. Gene Ontology annotation, molecular function: DNA-binding transcription factor activity, RNA polymerase II-specific; sequence-specific DNA binding. Gene Ontology annotation, cellular component: nucleus. Gene Ontology annotation, biological process: cell differentiation; regulation of transcription by RNA polymerase II.